GGAGGUGGGUGGCAAGGUCAGGUGUGGAAGGGGCUUCCUGGGGGCUCGGUGGCUUCUUGUGUUGUUUGCCCAAGUUGGGAAUGUAAAACAUUCCACCAGGGAAUGGAUGGAGAGAUGCUCCGUGGCUGCUGUCCCUGCUGUGCGUUUGCAGGGUUGGGCCUUUGCGCAAUGGUUGUGGUGCAGCACAGUUGGGGGUAGCAGGAGAGGGCAUGCUCUGACCCCACCAAGCUGGGGACAAGGGACAAGGGACAAGGAACAAGGGACAAGGGACAGGGGACAAGAGACAAGGACGUGCCUGCCCUGCUUGCCCUGUCCUCACAGGCCCCAUGAGACACAGCAGGCUGGCGCUGUCACCUCCGCUCAUGUGUGCUUGUCACCUCAUGCUCGGUGACACCAGCCCGCUCUCUCCCAGAGCCAUUAAGGGACCGCACAAGCUUUCUAAUCAGCCAUGGGAAGCACCACCUAUUAGCACUGCUCCUCUUUGUGUUCUUGAUGGAUUUUUUUGAAAGCCUCACUCGCAGUGCCUCUCCGCUGUUGGCUUUUGUUUUGUCCUCAAUAGCUUGUCUAAUAAAUGCCAUUAUCUCGGGCACAAAUCUCCUUCAUGUCUCAAUUCCGAGCCGGUAGCGAUGGCGGAGUGGUGGCACUUUGAAAAGGGGCACUGGAAGGGCUGCCAUCGGCUCCCACACCUGUCCUGGAGCAGAUAAGGACGGAGCACACGUGGGCACGCAGCACGGGGGUUGGUGUGGGAGCGGUGGCGAUGGCAGCAGUCCUUGCAGCCCCUGCCGCCCCGCUCAUUAGAGACAGCACACUAACAGUCUGGAAUCCUCUCUAAUUCCAAGGGCUUGAAGGGGUGAGGAGUGAAAGGUUGCAGGGUGAAGCCAUGAGAAGCGUUUCCUGCUGCUUGGAGGAGCUCUCUGCAGCCAGCAUAGCGGUUGGGUGCCUGCAUGGCUGCAUGGGGCUGGCACCUGCAUUGCCCCAGCUCCUGUCCUCCCCUUUAGCAGCAGCACUUCAACCUCUCAGCACGUAAGGCAGCACAGCGUUUUGUUUAGUGGAAUCUUCUCUCUCUUUUUCUUCCCCCCCCCCCCCCCCCCCCCCAGCUCAGACCUUGCAUUUUAAAGCACACGCUCCAUGCGUGCAGCAUCCAGACGUGCUCUCGGCUUUCCCCCAAACGUAAUUGCUUCCAAACUGCAGAUAGUUGGCAAAAGCAAUUUUCUCUACAUUAGGGAAGGCUCCGGCACAUCCCAGCCCUCUGCAGUUGCUCUCCCAGCCCUGCCUUCUCUCUGCAGCUGUGCGGUGCUCGGGGCCUCUGUAGUCCUUCCCUUGCCUUGCCUUCCUCUGUGCUGAAACUGGGGCUGUUGUGUUGCCCCUCAUUCUGCCCGGCUGCCUUUUGUCACCCCCUGACGGAGGACAGCCUUUGGCUGUGCAAUGGCUGUGCCCUGCCCCAGCUGGACUUGGAGAAGCAGGACCUCGUGCCAAGGACCAGAUCUUGCAAAUGGAGUUAAGUCGUGUGUAAAUGCACCUAAGCCGGCUCUGUGCAUGCUGCAGCCUCCCUGCCCUGCGCUGAGAACCCUUGGGUGCUGCUCUGCUUGGAGAGGAAGAUGGGCACCUCCCAAGGACGAUGUGUUCAUUUCCAAGGGACUGGGCUUGGUGCGGAGGGGCAAACACUGGAGUGUGCCCCCACAGGUACCACUGCUAGCAGGCUUGGUACAUGUUAUAAACAGAACCAUAGAACCAUUUGAGUUGGAAGAGACCCUUAAGGGGGGCAUCAGUGCAACCCCUUGCAAUGCACAGGGACACCCACAGCACAUCAGAGCCCCCCCCAGCCUGACCGUGGUGUCUGCAGGGAUGGGGCACCACCACCUCUCUGGGCAACCUGUGCCAGCACCUCACUGCCCUUAGGGUACAAAACUUCUUCUUACAUCCAUUCUAAUUCUCCCCUCCACUGCUCCCCUUGGGGCCUCAGACCCAGAAGGGCUGUUUGGUGCUGGUGGCUUCAGCUGCCCCCCAAAGUCUGGCGCACUGUGCCUCAUGUAAGUGGGUCUUCUUGCAGCUGUAUCCUUCCAGCUGCGUAGCUACAUGCUGUCUUAAUAGUGUCAAGCUCACAAUGAGCUCGGGCAAUUUGCUUUAUAAAGCAACGCACUAAAUGUGUCAACACUCAGCGCAUGUUUUUAAUAUAAUAUUUCAGAUUGUUUUGAAAGAAGCCAAGAUCCUUCUUUCCCUCUUCAUUAGGAGCGCUUUAUGUGAAAGAGAUGAACAAUAGAGAGCGUGUGCCAGGGAGGAAGCUUUCCCAAGUAUUUGUUGCUGCUGAGAAAUCAGCUGCUGCUUACAAUGAAAAACUUCAAUGCAUAGCUACGGGGGUAAUUAAGCAGUACACGAGCUGUCAAGGGAGGCUGCAGGAUCACUAGGCGAGAGGUGAUGGCCUUAAGUUGCACCAGGGGAGGUUCAGGUUGGGAAGUGGGAAAAACUUGCUUUGAAAGAGUGGUAGGCACUGCAAUGGGCUGCACAGGGAGGUGGGUGGUUGGGUCACUGUCCCUGGAGGUGUUCAAGCACCGUAGGGCACUGAGGGGCACAGUGAGUGGGAGGUGUUGGUGGUAGGUGGAUGGCUGGGGGAGGUGAUCUUAGAGGUCUUCUCCAACCUUAAUGAUCACCGCUGCUGGAGGUGGUGAGGCAAUGCUUGACCACGUCCAUUGGGCAUGGUGAAAGUCCUGCCUCGAGAAGGGGGGAGAUGAGAAGAGCCCCCAUCAGCUCCUGUCUCUCCAUGGGAUGGAUGGCAGAAGGAUGAUGUGACGGCUCUGCCAGGAGCUGUCUUGGGCUGGGUUGGCAAAUCGUGCUCUGUUUAAACCCAGAAAUGAAGGCUGUGGCUUUUAACUCACUUCCCAGCAGGAUCGUGGGUGGGUUCUUCUGCCGCGCUUCUGGCCUCCAGCUGGGAGACUUGAUCUGGUUCCAUGAGAAGGGUAAGACCUUUCGUGUGGCUGGCUGCAGUGCUCCGUUCUGACUGGUGCUAGUCAGAUAUAAUCCAGCUGAACCACUCUCAUCAGGGAAACUGGGUUCCUGUCUCUUCUUCCAGAGCUCCUUUCAUCUUGAGAUGGAGGAAACUUUCAGGGAAGCUGAAACUUUGCCUUAUAGCUGGAGGCCGUGGCUGAGGGUGGAUGGGGCUGUGAUGAAGCAGCAGCUCUCCAACCAGCACAUCCCCUUGGAUGGGGGUUCCUGUGAUGCCCACUGCGCCAAGGAGCUGUGCUGGGACCCGGCUGCCCCGGGGAUGUGUUGGGAUGGGGGUGACCUGGAGCAGAAGGUCAGCAUCCUCUUGUGUGCUCAGGACAGGAGGAUUUGGCUUUUCUUCACUUCCUGCUAAUCCCGCUGCUGAAAUAUUCCUCCUGCAGAUCUGUUGGCCUUUUUUCCCCUUUUUUUUACAGCUCCUAAAUGGAGAGUUUAAGCUCAUUCUUUUCUUUUCUGUGAAAGAGGCAGUAAAUCCUUUAUCCUGGCUGGCUAUUUCUGUGCGUGCAUUUCCUCAUUGUGCUGCAGCUUGUCGGCUGUGUCAAAGCCCAGAAGCCUUGGCCUCUGUUGGAUUCCAGGUUGGAUUUCUCAGUAUUUAACAACACAGCCUCACUCGGACCAACAUUUCUUUUCUCUCUUUUCGGUGUCUUUUUGCAAAAAUACCUGUCUAAAACAAGCAUUGACAAAAGGGAGCAAGCAGGGAGGUAAUGGCUUGUCAGCUCCGUCCUCAGCACGGCCUGGCCAUGGAUUUUGGCAUUCAGGGGGAUUAGCAGGUUUAGGAGGGUGGCUGCUGUGUGUUGUGCCAGCAGUGGUGGCAGGGCUUGGGCACCUCCCAGCAUUGCUGUGGAGCCGUGCUGGUGCUCUUUGAAGGCGAUCUGGGCUUACCACUGCGGCCGUGCACCCAGCUGCGGUGGCUGGUUGUGCGAGAACAAGGAGAUAAACAAUAGGAACUGUGAUUAAUUAGAGGAGCUAAUUAGCGGGGUUCUUGGCCAGGCUAGAGCUCGGGGGUAAAGCAUCAAGAUGAGAAGACUCCUUGGCUGUGUACAGCUCAGGUAGGGGGACCGGUAGUGCUCAAGGUGUUAAUUAUUGCGCCCUAAUUCGAGUCAGCGGAGUCGUCUCGGAAGCGGUGCUCUUCUUUGCUCUUCAUUUGCAAACCUGUGCAAGGACCACGAUCAGCAAAUACAUUUGCAGCAGGCGCGUGGCGGGCCCAGAGAUUUGGAAGAAUCCUCAGCAAAUAUUUGCCCGCCUCCACGGUGAGCCUCGCGGAUGCUUCUCCUGACCUGGAUGCUGAAUGUGAUUGGCAGCUUUGGGUAGGAUGUCAGACCUUGGGACGGGGCCAGGAGUGGCUGCUGCUGGACACUGAGGCUAACAGCAUUUCCUUCAGUCCCUUUCUCCCUCCUGCCCUUUUGCUGUGCAGCACGUGGCUAACUUCAGAUGUGAUACACUUGACUGCAUCCCUUGUAGGAGCACAUCAUUCCCAUUAAAAGGUGGCUGCAGCUAAAUACCAUUUGCUCAGCGAGGUCUAAAGCGGUGCCCUUUGGAGUGAUUGGGAGGCACGGCCACUUUCCUGAGGACAGGAGACUAUUUUUCAGGGCGCCUUCUCUUUAUUAUUAAUUUGCUAAGCACCGACUGAUCAACACUGAGAUGCAAAGAAAACGGAUGUGAGCUCUGCCACGGAGAUCUCACGGUGAAAUAAAUGUAUUAAAUCAUACCCAGGCUGGAGAUAAUAGCAGUGCGUGCAAAGGUGAAGCUGGUCAGAAGAGGGGUGAAAAUUCUUUCUUCUCCAUCAGGCAAGGGCCUUGCUGCUUGUUUAGGCAAACAGGAGGCGUUGUUCCAAGGACAUCUCAUCACUUACAACGUGCUUGUGGAGGAGAGCUCCCUGACCAUAUGGGUCCACUGAGCUCGGUCCAUUCCUUCCCAUGAAUGGGCACUUGGCUUCAUUGGCAUACAAAUGACUUUCCGGAGCCCAUCCUUCCCAGAAAUGCAUAUCUGCCUCAAACUUGGGAUGAUUUUCCUUGCUUCCUGAAACAGUUAUGUGAGUCGGGUUUCUGCAAACUGUGCAGAGGGGGAAAUUCUUCCUGAGCAUCCUAUUGCUGUGAUCAUGGUUAAUGAAGCUUCUGCCAGAUCUGUCCCAAACUGUGCUCACGUUGUUAUGCGCUCAGAGCCCCGAUAUCCUCCAGCAAUUACAGUGCUGUGACUCAGGCAGUGCGUUUUGUGCCACAGCUUGGGGGAACCACAGGCUGUCUCCUCCCAGUCCCGGGUGCCCAACUAAAAAGGUUAGAGACCUUCUUUAAAGAAAAGGAAUUAAAACAUUCCCCACUGGUCAGGAUUGUCUGUAGACAUUUUGCCACGCUCAGAAGCGACCGCUUGGACUUUUAAAUACACGUCAACCCAGGGCCACGAAGACGGCUAAAGCAAACUUAAUUUUAAUUGAUCGAUUCAGGUGGAAAAUCUAAUUGAUCUGAGUAAACAUGAGGUCUUAAUUUCUGGGGGGGAGUAUAUUUCGUUUUGUCUGUCUGGCCAGCCGUAUGUGUAUGCAUGUGAGAGCUCUUAGGCACGAGAUGGUAACUCAUCACUGAGGCUGGGUCCAAGCCUGGCUGCAGGAGGAGGUUGCCCAGCAGGGAGGUCUGCUCUGUACCUUGUACUCAACAGGAGGGUCCUCUGCAACCCUCCUCCCUCUGGUUCCUGGAGGAGCUGCUUGAGCCCCAUCGCUGAAGAAGUCUGCCCUUGGCCCCAACAUCUGGAUCAGACAGAGAUGUCUGGCUUUAAUGGACCCCUUCCUUCUUCCCUGCCUCGUACCACCGUGUGAGCCAUCUUGGUGUGAUGGGAGGCAGGCCUCACCCCUCAGGUGGGCUGCCAUCUUGAUGUGACUGAAAUGCAAACCUGAUGAUGAGAGGAGAUGGCCUCACGUUGUGCCAGGGGAGGGUCAGGUCGGAUGUUAGGAGAAAUUUCUUCUCAGAAGGAGUGGUAAGGCACUGGAAUGGGCUGCCCGGGCAGGUGGUGGAGUCACCAACCCUGGAAGUGUGCAAGAACCCAAAGACAUGGUUAAUGGGCAUAGUGGGAUGGGUUGGGGUUGGACUUGGUGGCCUUCAAGGUCUUCUCCAACCCUAACGACUCUAUGAUUCUGUGAUCAUGGUGGGCCUGAAAUGCAGGCCUAGUGUUUGAAUAGCAAAUCACUUUCUUGGUAUGAAUAGCAAAUCACUGUCUUGGUAUGAAAGUGUGUCUUGCAAACAGACUGAAGAUAUCUUUAGCAUCAAGGGCUGGCAGAAGUCAUCUUGAGGAGGUUAAUCUGCAGGCUGGCAUUCCAUGUAACUUACCCCUGUGUUGUGUGUGGCAGUGAAACUGAAUACAGACAGCCAUCAGAACCUGGCUUUAGGGUGAGGUUCACCCCAAGGGAGCCAGGCCCAAUUUAUGUAUAAAAUUCCUCCUUUAAAACUUGCAAGAUUUCAGAAAAAUGCAAUUGCUAUACCCAGGAUGAUCCUCCUGAACAAUUUCCCUUAAUGUGGUUUUGAUUCUGACUGCAUAAAGUGGUAACAGACACUCAGUGGGAUGCCUUUUAGUUGGUGCAGCAGUGCAUCUAAACAAUGCACCGAGUUGCAAAAGACUACCAGGAAAAGUUAAAUAAAAACAAAAACUGAAAAUAAAAAUAAUGGAAAUGAGCUGAUCGACGAACCAAACCACCUCAGCGUUUCUAUCUUUAUCCGUACUGUGGAUAACCCAUGUUAUUUUUCUCAUCCACACCAAUGUCUGUCAUGUACCCAAGCUGAUUCUACAACUAGCCCGGAGUCUGAGCCCCCUCAUUCCAACAGCAAGGGGUUCGAGGUUCCCAGCCUGGACAUCUAACGAGGGGCUUUGGCUAAUAAUAAACAAUGGUAACUUAACCAUGGGCCAGCUAUUUAAGUCUGCAGCUUCACAGGAAACUAUGAGAUAUAGCCAAAUGGCCAGCGCAGCCCAUGCCAAACGCUGGUAUUAAAUUGCCCGGGGGUUCUAUUUUGAAUGCUGCUUCCCAAGUAUGUCCUAGAAAAGCAGAUUGGACUCAAGUUUAUGCAUGCAAGCUAUUCAAGGAUGAAAAUUCAGAUGAGUGCUUGGAUAGAUUAAGAGAAAUGUUUGUAAGCAAGCGAAGCUUGCACUUGUUUCAGUCUUUGUUCAAGGCUUGGGUUCUAUAAUUUCUGCAAAUACUCAUAGUAUAGUGAUGGGCUGGGAAGGAAGAAGUAUAGAGGAAAUAUUAGCUGCUCAGUGUCUUCAUAGCACAUCCAAGAAAGGAGAGGAGGGCGGACAAACUACAGAUUCAGCAAUUAGAAAGUGCAUACAUCCCCAUUAGCAAGAGUGUGAGUAGGAUAUCUGGCCUCUGAGGGCGACCGAGUUCAAACCCUAUUCAACCUAUGCAUGCUGACCAUCAGUGCCAUAUUUCUAAGCAGCCAGGUGCCUGGAAAUUCAGAUGCCACAUUUUUUUCUGCAGGUACUCAUUGGGUGGAUGAGCACGUGUAGCACACGGUGUGUGUAGCACAUGGCACACGUAUCAUGGGGUGGCCUGAGGGACAGUGACGCUGCCCCUAUGACAGUCAAACCCACGACGAUCACAGGCUGAGGUGGGGACUCGAGGCUGUGCUUUCCCAUCCUGACACCCCCUGUGCCUUCUCCUCCCCAGCACCGUGCACCCUGGAGCCAUGAGCCACCCCCAGCAGCCGCAGAGCCGCCGGAGCAGCCCCCUGUGCCCACCCCCCCGGUGCUGAUAGCCCCCCUGCUGCAGCCACACGCGGCCCUCCAGAGGUCUCACACCUAGCAGCGGGUCCCUGCAGGACUCCAGCUCCGGGCUCUGUUCCAGGGCUGGUCCCAUGAGCCAGGAAGGCUUGCACUGCCCUUUGCACCCGGGGCCGUGGCUCCCCACCCUUGCUGAGCUGCACAGGACCCCCCUCCAGCACCCAACACGAAGCUGCUGCACUCUGCUGCCACGGUGAGAGAUAGGAUGUUAGCUGGGGAGGCGAGUAUGCGCAGCCCAAUCCUGGCCUGCUGGCAGCCAAUUCUCCUCCUGAUGCUGGGAUCCAUCCUGUCCGGCUCUGCCACGGGCUGCCCUCCGCGCUGCGAGUGCUCUGCCCAGGAGCGUGCUGUGCUGUGCCAUCGGAAGCGAUUCAUGGUCGUCCCGGAGGGGAUCCCAACAGAGACCAGGCAGCUGGACUUGGGUAAGAACCGCAUCAAGACGCUCAACCAGGAUGAAUUUGCCAACUAUCCUCACCUUGAAGAGCUGGAGCUAAACGAGAACAUUAUCAGUGCCAUUGAACCUGGGGCUUUCAACAACCUCUUCAACCUCAGGACGCUGGGGCUCAGGAGUAACAGACUCAAGUUGAUCCCCUUGGGGGUGUUUACCGGACUCAGCAACCUUACCAAGCUAGACAUUAGUGAGAACAAAAUUGUGAUCCUCCUAGACUACAUGUUUCAGGACUUGUACAACCUGAAGUCUUUGGAGGUAGGGGACAACGACCUUGUCUACAUUUCCCACCGGGCCUUCAGCGGCCUCAACAGCCUGGAGCAGCUGACCCUGGAGAAAUGCAACCUGACCUCCAUCCCCACGGAGGCCCUGUCUCACCUGCACGGCUUGAUUGUGCUGCGGCUGCGCCACCUGAACAUCAACGCCAUCCGGGAUUACUCAUUCAAGAGGCUGUACAGGCUCAAGGUCCUCGAGAUCUCACACUGGCCCUACUUGGAUACCAUGACAUCCAACUGCCUCUAUGGGUUGAACCUGACCUCCUUGUCCAUCACCCACUGCAACCUGACGUCCAUCCCGUAUGUGUCGGUGAGGCACCUGGUUUACCUCCGGUUCCUGAACCUGUCCUACAACCCCAUUGUCACCAUCGAGGGCUCCAUGCUCCAUGACCUGCUCAGGCUGCAGGAGAUCCAGCUGGUGGGAGGGCAGCUCACCACGGUCGAGCCCUUUGCCUUCCGUGGCCUCAAUUACCUGCGCAUCCUGAACGUGUCAGGAAACUUGCUGACCACUCUGGAAGAGUCGGCCUUCCACUCGGUGGGCAACCUGGAGACGCUCAUCCUCGACAACAACCCCUUGGCCUGCGACUGUCGGCUGCUGUGGGUGUUCCGACGGCGAUGGAGGUUGAACUUCAAUAAGCAGCAGCCCACCUGCUCUACCCCCGAGUUCGUCCAGGGCAAGGAGUUCAAAGACUUCCCUGACGUCCUCCUGCCCAACUACUUCACCUGCCGCCGAGCUCGGAUACGGGACCGCAAACCUCAGCAGAUCUUUGUGGACGAAGGCCACACGGUGCAUUUUGUCUGUCGGGCAGACGGGGAUCCGCCACCCGCCAUCAUGUGGCUCUCUCCCCGGAAGCACCUCAUCUCCACCAAAACCAACGGGCGGCUCACUGUCUUCCCUGACGGCACGCUGGAGGUGCGCUACGCCCAGAUCCAGGACAACGGCACCUACCUAUGCAUUGCCAGCAACGCGGGUGGCAACGACACCAUGCUGGCCCACCUGCACGUGCGCAGCUACUCCCCAGACUGGCCCCACCAGCCCAACAAGACCUUCGCGUUCAUCUCCAACCAGCCCAACGAGAGCGAUGCCAACAGCACACGUGCCACCGUGCCUUUUCCCUUUGACAUCAAGACUCUCAUCAUCGCCACCACCAUGGGCUUCAUUUCUUUCCUGGGCGUCGUGCUCUUCUGUCUGGUGCUCCUCUUCCUGUGGAGCCGGGGGAAAGGCAACACCAAGCACAACAUUGAAAUCGAGUACGUGCCACGCAAGUCCGACGCGGGCAUCAGCUCUGCCGACGCACCGCGCAAAUUCAAUAUGAAGAUGAUUUAACCAGGCAACAAUUUGCAAAUAGUUUUGGGUUUUGUUUUUUGUUUUUUGUUUUUUUAAACAAAGAGAACCUAUGAACAAAUAAAAAAGUGAUUUAAAAACAUUGGUACAAACAUACCGACCUCUCUCCUUCCACCACGCCCUCCGCCCCAGUCCAAACUCUCUGCACCUGCACCGUCACCACCUCUUUCUCCUCCUCUUCUUCUUUAUACCAGGAAAACAUUCAGCCGAUGUCUUCAGGACUCCUGUGUUUGUAAGGACUUUGUCUGAUAGACUCUGGUGUCAGAUAUAAUUCUGAGGGGGAAAAACAACAAGGGGGGGGAAAUAAACUUUAAAAAAAAAAAAAAAAGAAAUAAAAUCAAUAAAAAGUUACAAACUUUCUUCUGUAACUUUGAUUUCAAUAAUUAUGAAUUUUUAUGAAAACUUGAAAUAAUAAAAAACCCUAUUUCCUAUA
Gallus gallus (chicken) is the source of this 10253-nucleotide messenger RNA. RefSeq names its product leucine rich repeat and Ig domain containing 1 (gene LINGO1). The transcript has 4 exons. NCBI's taxonomy places the organism in Eukaryota, Metazoa, Chordata, Aves, Galliformes, Phasianidae. The record is from RefSeq and is a predicted model, not a curated record. Gene Ontology annotation, cellular component: plasma membrane. The coding region runs from base 7961 to 9802 and encodes 613 amino acids. Gene Ontology annotation, molecular function: protein binding.